AUGGUACUCACCUCUAGAAAGGAGUUUCAAAGGGAUGGAGAAAUCACCCGACCCAUUGUGUCGUCCCCGAAGAGGUUUGCAGUGGUCUCUCCCAAGCCUCAGUCCCCUGUCCGUCAGAAGUCAUGUGUGGCCCGUCUGGGUGGGCGUGCAGAGGGCGUGGAUGCAGAGCGGGACCGGUUGAUGGUACAGAGACUGAAAGAGAGAUGUGAAGAUCAGGCUUGGCAGCUGAUCACCCUGCAGGACGAGCUCAGGAAGUCUUCACGAUGCUUGGAUGUGUUCACCAUAUCCACACAACACUUCUGCCAGAAGAGUGAGAAUGCUGCUGUGAAGGAGAGGGAGUUGUCCCUGCAGUUAGCCAGAAUCAGGGAUGAAGUGGUGGACAGCGUUCAGCGGUGGGAGCGUCUGCAGGGUGAGAAGGCCCAGCUGGAGCAGAGUUUUGAGCGGGAGCUGAAAGGACUACAAGAGGAGCAACAGCAGGAGCUCAAGGCCCUACAGGAGAGACUGGUAGAGGAGCACACCUCUGAGACACAGCGACUCCAGCAACAGCAGAACAGCUACCUGGAGCAGCUGCAUUCCCAGCACCAGGAACAGAUUGAGGAAAUGAGUGAAAACCAUGAGAGAGCAAUGAUGGAAAUAGAAGCGACUCAUGGUGCCACGUUGGCCACUUUACAGGAAGAACACACCAGAACCAUCAAGAACCUGAAGAUGGCACAUGAGCAGCAAAAGAAGUCAAUGGAAGAGGAAUUUGAGAAGCUCAGACUCUCACUGCAGGAUCAGGUGGACACCUUGACAUUUCAGAACCGCGCUCUGCGAGACCGGGCCAAGCGGUUUGAAGAAGCACUGCGCAGAAGCACAGAUGAGCAGUUAGUGGAUGCCCUUGCUCCUUAUCAGCAUAUUGAGGAAGACCUAAAGAGCCUUAAAGAAGUUCUGGAGAUGAAGAACCAGCAGAUUCAUCAACAGGAGCUCAAAAUUUCAGAGCUGGAAAAAAUGGCCCAAAAGAAUGUUCUGUUGGAGGAGCGUAUUCAGGUGUUACAGCAGCAAAAUGAAGACCUAAAAGACAGGAUUGACCGCAACCUUACUAUGUCCAGGCAACUUUCAGAGGAAAAUGCCAACCUGCAGGUGUACGUUGAGAAAGAGAGCAACGAGAAGAAACGACUGAGUCGCAACAAUGAAGAGCUUCUGUGGCGUCUUCAAACAGGCGAGUUGAGCCCACGAAUGUCUCCCACCCAGUCGCCCCUUCAUCGACCAGCCUCUAGUCCCGCUUCACCCUCCCGACAUCAGCCCUUCCCUAGAUGAGUGUCCAAUUCUCUGCCUUUCUUACUCAGUCUCUCGCACUCUUCUUUUUCUGUAACUCAUGUUUCUCAUUUUGGAUUCUGAUUGGAUGGAACAGAGGAUGCUCUCACACCUCUUACACCAUAGAUGGUGGUCAUAGCGCUUUCAGUUUCAUCAUGCCAAUGUCAAUGUUACUAUAUUAGUUGGUACAGUGAUCAGGGUUUGAGUUGACUUUUUUAGCAAGACUGAACAAAAUAGUUUAAGGCAUGUAUAUGUAAAUGGAUAGUCCACCCAAAAAUGUAACAUUCUGUCAUAAUUUACUUGUUCUGAACCUACAUGACUGACUUACUAAUGUAGAGCAUAAAUGAAGAAAUUUGUAAAAAAAAAAAAGAUUAUUGUUGUUCUUUUUCAAACAAUUUCAAUGAUUAGGGACUGAAGCUUUUAAGCUUUAAAAAGAUGCAUGAAAGUCAAAUUUAAGUUUACUGAUAUACUCCGACUACAGUGUAACCAGAUCAGUGAGUUGAUCUCGAGAACCAAACAGGACUGAUUCAUGAAGAAUCAAUUGGGGGUGCAUUUUUCAAAAGCAUUUCAAGCAAAAGUUGAAAGUUCCAUUGUUACUAACACUCUUUUCUGUUGUUACCAGUUAAACGUUGAAUGUUUUCAUGAAAAUACAGUUCCAAACAAUAUUACCAAACAGCUUCACAAAGUUGUUUGGUGGGAACUACUGUCUUUAAUCUGUGAUUAGAAAUUUUUUUGUUAGUAUGAUGUGACAUACAAAUGAAAAUUGAAUUCUACAUCUUUUAGUUUUUCAUGGAAAUUAAAAAAGUUGAUGUAAAAAGGAAUCAAACAUGGAAAUUAAGCCAAACAACAGAGGACAAAAGAAGCAAAGUUGUCCUCAGUUCACAUGUUCAUUAUAUAAAGCAAUAAUCUUACAUAAUUAGCAGAAGUUAUUACUGCACCACCUGCAUGACGUCACUAACGUCAAAGUUACUACGGUUUCAGGUAACAUUCAUGACUAGCUAGUUAAUUUCACUAGUGAUGCACCAUACUGUGAUACAUAGCCAGCAAAUUACGUUGGGAAAUGCACCCCAAACCACUCCAUGAAUUGAAUUGACUGUUUAAUUAAAAAAAACGAAUUCAUUCACAGUUACCGACCAAUAGGAUUUUGGCCGGGUCUCACAGUCAGUUGAUUAGCAGACUUACAAUGCAGCACACAAGUUCACUUUUACUACACUUUUAUGGUGGUUUGAAAGCUUGAAAGCAUCAGUCCCGUAAUUGCAUGGAAAAGAAAGACCAGCACAUUCUUCAAAAGUUCUCCUUUUGCAUUCCACAAAAUAGUCAGUCAUACAAGUUUGGAACAACACGACAAUGAGAAAAUGAGAGAAUUUUGAGCUUCAAAUUUGUUAAAUUAACAAAUAAACCUACACUAGAGAGAACAGAAAAAGGGAAAAUUAUUCUCCCUUUUUUGGUGUAAAACUAUAUAAUGUGAGUCACAAUGUUGUGCAUUAUGAUAUUUCACAGGCCAUUUUGGAAAUAUAUCCUUUUUUGUACCUUCUACUCUAAUGGAUUUGGGCUUGUGCUGAGGUUUUCCGUUCGAACAGGACAUCAUGGUGCUUGUUCCCCAACCUUUGCCUAUUGUCUCAAGCUUUUCCAAAGAUUAAUCAGGAUAACAUAUAUACAGUUUUACUAAGAAUUUGCCUUUUUCAAAGGAAAACCACCGACCAGCAACCUUCUGUGCAAGCCCAGGCAUUACUGUACUCAAUACACCAAACAGGAAAAGACAGGAAGACAUCUUUAUACCAGGCAAGUUUAGUACGGACAGCUGUCAUUCAAAUGAGGUAAAUACUUUGUCAAAACAGGAUCAACUAAUAAUUAUGCAGUCUAGGGGCUUAAAUGUCGAUACAAAUGAGUCUAAAAUGUACUUACACUUUUUAAGGUGGUUCAUUCACAUUUUGUGACCACUAUACAAGGAUGCUAAUGUUAGCAUGGACUGACAAUGCAGUAGUUUAAACAACUUGCAAAACUUCAACCUGCUGUCUUUACCUUCAUCUCAUGUUUGUGAGAGUAAACAAUCCUCAUGCCUUCAUCUCAACUGUCCAUGUUUACAGAAAUCUCCGGAAUGCAUUAAGAACUGCCUAUGAACUGAUGCCACGGUUAUCGGUCAUGGCUGUUUAUGUCCCUCUUCUCUGUACAGUAUGUAUCAUAAGUCUUCCGGUUGCUCUGACUCAGAUAAUAUGCUUAAACUGCAUUCACGUGGACACUAUGAGGGCAUUUGUCCUAGAGACUUUCCUGCAUAAUAUCUAACUAAAUGUUUUUUGCAAAAGUACUACAGAGCAUUACGUGAGCAUUUUAAGUUUGCAACAAGUUAUCAUGAGUACCUCAGUUCUUAAAAAUGCAGGCUUCUACAGAGACGUAUUGUUUAUUCUAAUACAUUCAGGGUCUACAGUGUCAAAGCCAUGGUCUUAAUACAGGAAAGUCUUUAGUAGUGAAUAAUAAUAACCAGAAAGUAUUUAAACUACACCUGCAUUAAUCUUCCCUGAAUCGCCUACAACAGCUAUCCUGUAUAUUAAGUGGAUCAUUUGUAUGUGUAUAUACUGCUGACGUUGUGGUAAAAAUCUGGACUCAAUCUUUGGGAAUUUUAGAAAGGAGUUAGGAAGUCAUCUUGUUCAUGAAUGUUUUAAUGUCCUGAGAGGACAAUAUAGAUGCUUUUAUUUUAUGUCUAAGUGUACUUAGUAGUGCAGCUAUUAGUGAUUACAUAUUUUAUGAUUAGCAUAAAUGACCAUGAUUGAGUUUUUAUAAGAACAUGAAAUCAUUAGUUAACAUUCUUCAGCCUUAACAUUUGUACUAACACAGAGAGUGCAAAUGGCUGCUGCCGUUUACAAACACUUGAACUAUAAUGAUGGCUGAUUUUAUACUAUUGUACUGGUGAAUUUUGUUUAUUUAUUCCUGCUCAUUCCGAGUGAUCCAGCUCAGGUUAGGAAGGUGCAUUACAAUGUCAUUCACAGUUUGACUCGAUACAUUCUAAAACAUCUUCAUGUUGAAUCUACAGAACGGAAUGUAAACUACAGGUAUACAUUUGAAGGUUGGCAUCAGUGUAAUAUCAGACUUGUAUUUAAAUGCAUUUCACUCGUAUAGCAAUUAAAUUGAAAGCUCUGAAUGAAAUAUAAAAAUCAACUACCUGUCUGCUAUUACAGUUCCUUAGGUGUCUGCUUGGAUUAUGCUCAUCUCUGCUUUUGAAAUAUAAAUGAAAGGAAAUCUUUACUCAAUCAGGAUGUGAAAUGCACUGAUUUGUUUCUUUUGUCUUUUUUCCCCUUUGUGUGUCCCAUGGACAUGAUUAUGGAGUUUCUGAAUGCUUCUUCCAUUCAUAAAGGAACAGUUCAGCCAAAAAAUUAAAAUUUUGUCACUAUUUACUCACUCAUAUCGCUCCAAACUUGUAUGUUGUUAUUUUUGUCCAUGUAGCGUACUUCACAUUUUAACAGUUGUGCCGUGCUAAAAAAAUUAUUUACCUAAUUUGAUGCUCCAGACAUUUAAAAAUUGCUUAUAAAUCUCUUAUUAGCUAUAUUAUCGCCAACUAUUGGAUUUAAAAAGCAUCAUAAACAUCAUAGUUUAUAUAGCAUCUUAGUCAUCAUAGUCUUUAUGACUUGUGCACUAUGUUCCAAAUCUAUCCAUACUGUGAACUAGUGCUAUAUUGAGUAGAAAAGCAUUUACGUUUGAGAAUGAGUAAAUAAUGACUGCAUGUUAUUUUUUGAUGAACUGGAAUACAAACACAACUGUCUGUCAUUGGAUAUUUAAGGGAGGUCUGUAACAUGGAUUGUGUUAAUGAAAUGUCCUAUUGAUUAUUUUUUUCUCUUCUCCUAAUUUGUGUUGUACAGCUUGUAUGAGCUUUAUGUGUGAUCUAUGUUACAACACGUUAAUGGAAAAGCAUGUCUUAAAGCUGUGAUUUAUUUUGUUUCGUUCAAACCUUGUUAGUGUAUCUACUCACUGUUGUGAUGCAUUCAAAAACUCUUUUGAUGAUUAUGUUGCACUUUAU
Molecule: messenger RNA, 5302 nt
Organism: Sinocyclocheilus rhinocerous
Lineage: Eukaryota; Metazoa; Chordata; Actinopteri; Cypriniformes; Cyprinidae
Product: microtubule-associated tumor suppressor candidate 2-like
Exons: 11
Coding region: 1-1296 (431 amino acids)
Cellular component (GO): nucleus; cytoplasm
Molecular function (GO): microtubule binding
Source: RefSeq, a predicted model, not a curated record